CCCAAAGGCGUUGCUGUUCAGUGUCUGUCCGAAGAUGCGUUCUACUCCGGCGGCAGCAUCACUAGCAGAGCCGCCGUGCUAGCUCACCACAGGCCGGGGGACGGAGAGGGGAAAUCCUCCGCGUUUGCGGCUGUUGCGGCGCCGGUGAAUGAGGACGGGAGGAUGGGGGACCAGAAGGAGUCUCUGCGGAAGAUCACUCACACACUGGCCAUGAAGAAUGAAGAGAUCUCCAACUUCAUCUGCUCUCUCAAACAGAGUCUGGAGAACCUGGAGGCGAACUCCAACAGGGUUCAGGAUGAUCUGGAGUCUGAAUUCAGCUCCCUGCACGCUGUUCUGGAUGAGAUGAAGGAAACCAUGUUGACUCGGAUCAAGCAGGAGAGAGCCAGCCGCACCUAUGAGCUGCAGAAUCAGCUGAGCUCCUGCUCCAAAGCCCUGGAGAGUUCAGAGGAGCUGCUGGAGCUGGCCAAUCAGACGCUGUGCUCCUCGGAGACGGACGGUUUCACUCAGGCGGCCAAAGACAUUAAGGAUAGCGUGACGAUGGCUCCGGCCUUCCGCCUCUCCCUGAAGGCGAAAGCCAGCGACAACAUGAGUCAUCUUAUGGUGGACUUCAGCCAGGAGAGGGAGAUGUUGCAAAGUCUCAAGUUUCUUCCAGUUCCUGCCACUCCAGAGAUCCAAGUGUCAGAGUGCCAAGUGUGCGACAACACCAUCACCAUUGUUUGGACUUUACCAGAACCUGACAACAAGAUAGACCAUUACAUCCUUGAACACCGGCGAACAAACCACGAGGGUCCACCGCGCAUCAGGGAGGACUACCCCUGGAUGGUGGUGGAGGGGAUCCGAGAGACAGAGCACACGCUCACAGGUCUGCGUUUCGACACCCGCUACAUGACGUUCAGGGUGAAGGCGUGCAACAAGGCUGUGGCUGGGGAGUUCUCUGAGCCCGUCACUCUAGAAACCCACGCCUUCACCUUCAAAUUGGACUCUGCUUCGGCGCACCAGAACCUGAAGGUGGAGGACCUGAGUGUGGAGUGGGACAGCAGCGGCGGAAAGGUGCAGGAGAUCCGCAAGGAGAAGAACAGAACCAACUCCCCCAUGCACUCCCCUGCUCGGUCAGCCCUGAUGUCUCCUAAGAGAGCACCAACAGCUCGACCAGGCAGAGACAGAUUCACUGCGGAAUCCUACACCGUGCUGGCCGACACCAUGAUCGACGCAGGCCAGCAAUACUGGGAGGUGAAGUUUGAUAAGGAGAGCAAGGCGUUCGCUGUAGGGGUGGCCCUGCGGAGUCUGGGGAGGUUCGACCAGCUGGGGAAGAGCAGCGCCUCCUGGUGCAUCCACCUCAACAACUGGCUGCAACAGAGCCUCACCGCCAAGCACAACAACAAGGCUCGCACCCUGGACUGUCCCAUCCCAAACAGCAUAGGAGUCUACGUCAGCUACGACGAAGGGGUCCUGUCGUUUUAUAAUGCUAAAACCAAGCAGCUGAUGCAUACUUUCAGAACAAAGUUCCAGCAGCCUGUCAUCCCAGCUUUCAUGGUGUGGAACGGGAGCUUCUCUGUGGUGACGGGCCUGCAGGUUCCCAGUGUGGUCCAGAGCGGCCAGAGGAAGAACAGCAACACCAGCAGUUCCAACGCCAGCCUCACAUAGACGCAGCCGUCCACCCAGCUUCAGUCUCAGCUGCAGGUCGCCUCCUCUUCACCGUCUGGGGAUGAAGACUCUCCAGCAGAAUAGUCAUAUCACUUGCAUGACAGAGGAUCCUGGGAUCAGAUAGACUCUCUAUUCCAUCAGAGACAGAAUCUGCUGGCUGUUGUGAUGUUUUGGACGCAUCAGGCCCUAGUAUGAGUAGUUAACGCCUCGCUGCACAUUCACAGUCCCACUGCUGCUAGAGCAACGGCUUUAGCGCUGGCCGCUGCCUUCUCAGCUUCCCCUGAACGGUCAGCUGUGCUGUGGCGCAGUCAGCGGCAGGUUCAGGGUCACGCUCCAUCCCUGUGCCUUUCUUCUCAGGCCAAAACAAUCAUCUGCAGCUCACCUAUCUAACUGCUACUGCAAGAUAUCUCCCCGUCUGUGUUAGUUUCAGUAUGAAGCUGUUAUGAAAAUGUUAUUUAACAGUAAACCAGUGUGACCUAAAUGAAGCAGAGCAAUUAACCUGAAGAGGAAAGAGUUCAGCGUUAAACUGGUUCCUUCUACUGUUUUCUGAUGAGAUACUUGAUUCCCUGCCAGGCCAUGUUGUGUAACAGUGUUUACGGUAUUACUAUUUGUAGUCAGCUGUCAUAUAAUCUAGGUCAGAAUCUUCCUGUUCAAACUUUCCGACUCUAACAUUAAAGGCAUAGAUGAGUGAGGGAAUCUGCAGAGAAGCUCUAGAGAAACAUCUGAGGGUCCCCCCUCCCUCCCUCACUGUAAAUCGGAGCGCUGUGUCUGAUUUAUCUGCCUUUACAGUAUAGAGACCCUCCUAUAUGUCGUACAGUCAGGUUCAACAGUAUUGGUCUAUAGCUCUCACUAAUGGAACAUUCAGGGGCUCUAUUUGUGAAAAGCCUUAAAACUCAUUCAUCUUUUAUUGCAUUAUUGUAAACUCAAUAUUUAAUCGUAAAAUCCGUCCUGUUGGAGCAAUUUCUGUAGAUCAGGACGUAUAAAUAUACAAACCAUAUGAUUGUGAUGUUUGGACCGAAAAGGCAGAAAACUUUUAGUUUUUUUUUUGCAUAAUGCAGCUAGUUAGCUUUCAGCAUUGGUAAUGGAGGCUUUGUGACCCCUGAGAGACCUUCAGCUGCAGCUUUACACACAUGUAAAACCUCAUAUCCUUUAUUAAUCACACUGACUGUAGAUAUAGGCAUGUGGUCAUUUCCUGACUCAAAACUAGCAAACGUCUAUGCUUGGAUUUCUUGUUCUCUUGAGAAAUGGGCCUUUGUUGGUUCCCCAGGACAAUUAGAAAUUAUCUAAAUUAUAAAAAGCUCUUUCAUUUAUUUUCUAGGAAAUAAAGUCCAUUAAGAGCUGAGAUGUUACUUAUUUGACACCAAUGUUAAGAUUUCAACCUGAUAAAGGUGAGUUUAUUUUAAGGCUUUUUACUCUGCAGGUAGCUUUAAUGAGAAUAGCAGGUUAGAGACGCAGUUAAGGUAAACAGGAGAAACAUUUAUUCACCUUGGUAUUUGUGCACUGCUCUGUAACAUUCAUGUUGUUUCAGCUGGUUCAUGUUCUAGCCCAGCUUU
Molecule: messenger RNA, 3197 nt
Organism: Cyprinodon variegatus (sheepshead minnow)
Lineage: Eukaryota; Metazoa; Chordata; Actinopteri; Cyprinodontiformes; Cyprinodontidae
Gene: fsd1
Product: fibronectin type III and SPRY domain containing 1
Exons: 13
Coding region: 163-1644 (493 amino acids)
Molecular function (GO): protein binding
Source: RefSeq, a predicted model, not a curated record